GCACUGGUUCAUUUCGCACCUACAACGUCCUGCAAGUUGGAAUCUAUCACCGCGCAUUGAGCUUCUAUCUGUAGUGCCUUUGGGAGCCUUCAUGGAUCUAUCUGUCCAGAGGUUCGAAGCCUCGAGUUCACAUAUGAAGACAUACUGUAGUGCUGUCUUCGGAGUUCGGGGGAUAUACCCCGAGUACGUCCCGAAUGCUUAUUGUCUUCUGCGACUAGUCAGGGAAUGUGUUCCAUGCCGUGUCCGCCCUGCGAAGACGCAGCGCGCAGUGAACGUUAGAUUUCGAAGCAGAACAGCAUAUAGGCCUCGUCGUACCUCCCGAGGAUCGAGCUGUACGCUCACCAUAUGGGGGUAUUGUUGUAAAAGAGUGAACGGGGGAACUGUAUGGUGGGACCCUGUAAUAGAUUCCAAUAUUGUUGAACACAAUGUCACAUUCCUCGACGUUCCAAGCACUCCGACGCGUCUCUGCCUUUGGAGACGAUGUCACAUUUACAUUCGGCUAAGAAUGCGGCGUGUCUAUUUGGCUCAAGCAAUUACCGCCAGUACCGCCAGUACCUUCCUUGAACCUUUGGCGCAAUAGGCUAAUCUCCCUGAUCACCGGGACUCCUUCCUCAUGGAACGGGACCGCUAUCUUUCCCUCCAGUGCCCUCAGCCAAGACCUUCACGCCCCACGACUAAUUCUCUCAUUCACAAGGAUGACUUGGAUCAUUAUGUUCUUGUCGGUCCUUUAAUACUUGCAUACAGAUACACCGGGUGCUCCAUAGGAUCCGUACCACCGGAGCCAAGCGAGAAUAAAGGCUGUUCUCGAGAUUUAUCUUCAUUCUUCUGUUCGCAAUCUAUCCGCUUUAGACCCUGCAUGCCGAUUUGCAGUGUCCAAAUACAUAUCGGUUUUCAUA
Messenger RNA from Somion occarium, 896 nucleotides. NCBI's taxonomy places the organism in Eukaryota, Fungi, Basidiomycota, Agaricomycetes, Polyporales, Cerrenaceae. The record is from the annotation of a GenBank genome assembly.